Messenger RNA from Carassius gibelio (silver crucian carp), 4357 nucleotides. It is a transcript of the gene nhlrc2, whose product is annotated as NHL repeat containing 2. The coding region runs from base 168 to 2327 and encodes 719 amino acids. Gene Ontology annotation, molecular function: protein binding. The transcript is spliced from 11 exons. The record is from RefSeq and is a predicted model, not a curated record. NCBI's taxonomy places the organism in Eukaryota, Metazoa, Chordata, Actinopteri, Cypriniformes, Cyprinidae.
AGACGUAUGACAUGUAUUUAUAGAUUUAAUACAAACAGCAUUUUAAUAAUAUGGCGUACGUGUUAACUACUUGCGAGUAGUUUAUUUAGUCUUGGAUACUGUUGCAAUUUUCUAUCGAAAGUGCCGAACGUAAAGUCGGUAUUUUAUUCAGCUGUUGUGGGAGAGUCAUGGCGUCUUACAGUAAAUUGUCAGAUCUUUUCCCCAUUCAGAGCCAGCUAGACUAUGAUUUAGAGGACGCGACGACUCAAAAAGAGAAGGCAAAUCUCGUACAUCAGUAUUUACACAAAAUAGACGAAAAGGACGAUUUAAUUAUACCGGAUUUUGAAGAAGGACUGGAAUGGUUGAACACAGACGGGCCUCUGUCACUCAGGAAGGAACUGUCGGGCAAAGUGGUGGUGCUUGACUUCUUCACCUACUGCUGUAUAAACUGCAUGCACCUACUUCCUGAUCUACACCAGUUGGAGCAAAGUUACACCAUAGAAGAUGGUCUGGUAGUCAUAGGUGUGCACUCUGCUAAAUUCCCCAAUGAGAAAGUCCUACAGAACGUACGCAGUGCGGUGUUGAGAUACGACAUCACCCAUCCCGUAGUGAACGACAGCGAUGCCCGUCUGUGGCAGGAGCUGGAGGUGUCCUGCUGGCCCACGCUAGUGGUGCUGGGACCCAGGGGAAAUCUGCUUUUCUCCCUGGUGGGUGAAGGCCAUCGAGAACAGCUCUUCCUUUUCACUGCGGCCGCCCUCAAUCACUACAGAGAACAAGGACUGCUCAAGGACCAUGAUGUGGGAAUCAAACUCUAUAGAGACUCCCUGCCCCCCUCCAUCCUCUCUUUCCCUGGGAAAAUAGCCAUGGACCCCAGCAGCAAGCAGUUGGCUAUUGCCGACACAGGACACCACAGGGUACUGGUGGUCUCCCAUACUGGGCAGCUGCUGCACACAAUAGGGGGUCCCUCAAGUGGGAGACGAGAUGGAAAUUUGUCUGAGGCACAGUUCAGCUCCCCACAAGGGGUGUUCAUAAAGGGGGACACGGUCUACGUGGCUGACACUGACAACCACCUUGUUAGAAAGAUCAACCUUUCAGAAGGAAUAGUCUCGACCUUAGCUGGCAUUGGUGUUCAAGGCACAGAUAAAGAAGGCGGAGCACCGGGACCACAACAGCCAAUAAGCUCUCCCUGGGACAUUGUCCUUGGCAACGCAGGUGGGGAUGUAUUGUGGAUAGCCAUGGCAGGAACGCAUCAGAUCUGGGCUCUCUUCCUGGAGGACGGGAAGCUUCCCAAAGGGAGUGACAGCAAAAAAGGAACAUGUGUGCGCUUUGCGGGCAGUGGGAAUGAGGAGAACAGAAAUAACGCAUACCCUCAUAAAGCGGGUCUGGCCCAGCCAUCAGGCCUGGCUCUUGCCCUGACUGAGCCCUGGGAGUGUCUCUUUAUCGCUGACAGCGAGAGCAGCACCAUUCGUAGCCUUUCACUGAAGGAUGGAGCAGUCAAACAUGUGGUGGGAGGAGAAAGAGAUCCUCUGAACCUUUUUGCAUUUGGAGACGUUGAUGGAAAAGGCAUAGAUGCAAAACUGCAGCAUCCAUUAGGAGUGUCCUGGGAUGAGGGCAGCAGCCUCCUCUAUGUAGCAGAUUCAUACAAUCACAAGAUCAAAGUGGUGGAUCCGAAGACUAAGCAGUGCAGGGUGCUUGCAGGCACAGGGAAGGCUGGGAACGGACUUGGCCCGAGCUUUCUGGAGUCCAGCUUCAAUGAACCCGGAGGCUUGUGUCUGGGUGAAGGAGGAAAGCUGCUGUAUGUGGCAGACACUAACAACCAUUGCAUCAAAGUCCUGGACCUGGAGACCAAAACAGUCUCUUUGUUUCCCAUUGUUGUUAUGCAAGAGGUCGAUUCUGUCCUCACAACUGCCACUAGCAGCACACCUGUGGUCAGAAAGCUUCCUAAACUUCCAAAAUCAGCCCCAGUCCUUACAAUGCCAUCGCUCACAGUUCCUUCAGGGCAGUCAGUCACUCUUCUUCUGAAAUUGGCACUACCGACUGGGACCAAGCUGACCGAAGAAGCGCCUAGUUUCUGGAGCUUAUCUGCAGAAGGUAAUGAGUGGUUACUGGAAGGGCAAGCUGUAACCGGGAGCAUCAGUGAUCUCUCUCAACCUAUCUCGAUCGUCUCAUCCAUCCCAGCAUCCCCUGCAUCCACAGACCCCACACUGACACUCGACGCCUGGGUUUACUGCUGCCUUUCUGAGGGCGGGGCUUGUAUGAUGAAGGCAGUGUCCUUCAAACAGCCUCUUCUGAUUGGUUCCACAUCUCUGGAAGGUUCUGUUGCUGUGACGCUUGAGCACGCCUUUUAAAAGAAGUGUCCACCCAAAGGAUCUUGGAGCACAUUUAAAGGGAUACUUUACCAAAGGUGAAAAUUCUGUCAUCGUUUACUCAACGUAAUGUCAUUCCAAAACUGUCUGAACUUCUUCAGUGGAACACAAAAGAUAAUGUUUUGUAGAAUCCAAAGGAUAAACGUUUUGGUUCAUAAUGACUUGCAUUGUAAGGACAAAAAUGACAAAGGGAGUCAGUGGGAAUCCAAACUGUUUGGUUACCAAAAUUAUGGAGAUUAUUUUCCUUUAUGUUCCUCAGAAGAAAUAAAGGUUUGAGGCUGAGUAAAUGAUGACACAAUUUUAAUGUACAUUUUUGGGUCAUCCAAAAAUGAAAAUUUGUGUUUUCUCACAUUUAUGUCGUUCCAAACCUGUAUGACUUUCUUCUGUGAAACACGGAAAAAAUGUAGAACGGUGACUUCUUUUUUUUUUUCAUACCUUAAAACCAUAUAUAAUUGUGAUAUUUGAGGUUGUUUUGUAUAGAAGCCUGGUUUUCUGUUGUUAUAUAAAAGAUGAAGGUAAUUGCUACUCAAACUUAUUUAUUUACUUAAAAUUCUGAGAAAAAUAAUUCUGAAAACAUCGUAAUUGUGAGAUAUAAACUCAGAAUUCAUACUUUAUUCUUGUAAUUCUGUUUAUACCUCCUAAUUUUGAGUUUACAUCUUGCAAUUUAGUUUGUUUGUUUUUUCCCUUAACUUCUUAUCUUAGUUUCUCAAUCUCUUUUUCUCGCACAAUUGUGAGUUUAUGGCCUGGUUUCACAGAAGGGGCUUAGACUAAUCCAUGACUAGGCAAUAGUUAAAUUAGGACACUUAAGUAAUUUUUAAUAAAUGUGCCUUGGAAAAAACAUUACCGGUGUGCAUUUUGAGGCAAAACAGAGGCACUGAUAUAUUUUAAGAUCAGUCUGUAAAAGUUUAUUUCAGUUAAAACAUCUUAGACUUACACUUCAGUCUUGGACUAGGCUUAAGCCUUGUCUGUGAAACCGGGGGUAUAUAUUUGCGGUUUUCUUGCAAAUCUCACAGAAUUGUGAGAUAUGACCUCAGUUGCAACAGGAAGAAAGUCACAAUUACAUUUUUUUUUUUUUUUUUUUUUUUGGACCACACUGACACUCAUUAUAUGGACAAAAAUAUAUUUUUCCUCCUUUUUGUGUUCCAAAGAAGAAAAAGAGAAUGACAUGGGGAUGAGAAAUAAUUUUUUAGGUGAAUUUCCUAUUAACAUUCAAAUCACAUCCCGCGGUUAACACAUACUGUAGUAAUCAGACACUUCACAUUCCAAGUGCUAAUUGUAGAGACAGGAUCUGACUGUUAAAUCCUGACAAAUACUGAACAAAGUGCCUUAUUCUCAAUAUUUCCUGUGGUUCAGCUACGGGUGAUUCACAUGAUUAAGCUUGUGUGAUGUCUUUGUCAAAUAGCCUGAUAUCAUUAUCAGCCAUCUUCAUUCAGUCACUCACAUGCUCUCACACAAUAAUAUUUGAAGUAAUGCUGUGUAGUGUAAAAAUGUAGCCAGUUUCAGCUGCUCUGACAGCCCUCCAUGGUUGGGUUGGCUGAUAAUAUUAUUAUUUCCCGCACUUUCUUUUCUUAACCAUUUACCAUAACCCAGUCUUUUAAAUGAGCAGUCAGACUCAAUGCUAUUUAAUUGGCGUUAUUUAUUAUUGCUUGCCAAGCUUAAGUGCCUUUUCAAUGAGCAGUACACUUUAUAUGAAUGGGCUAUGUGUUAGUAAUUUAGCGGUGACAUAAAUUUCAGUGUUCAAUCUUUUGGGAAUCAUGUGCUAUUUACAUCUACAUAUUCAUGUUUUCUGAAAUAAUAGCCUCUUGGUGCAGUUAAGCAUUAACAAUGGAACUACAAUGUAUUGCUGAUACAUCAUGUGCUUACAGAGUAUGAGUGUGAAUCAGACCUGGUGAUUCUUCUAGACACUGUGUAGAAAUGGCCUCUAAAACUGUUCUGUUGCUGUUUUUGCUUGCUUUUCCUGAGGCAGGAACCCUAGCCCAUAAACUAUUUAAUAAAAACACAAUUUAUCUCUC